CCCAUGGGCUGUGUCGUCUUCUGACUGUCACAAGAUGCAACAGAUCUUUUCCAACAAACUGACGAUACCGUCUCAUCCUUCGCCAACAGAGGAUUUGGCCUGAUACAGAUGUACAAUCAAAGUUAACAUCGCAGACAUUAUUCGGCAAGGUUGCGCUUUUAUUUUAAACUCACCCGUUGUGAUUAAGGAAUAAUGCGCGCGCAGGUGACAGCCGGGUGUGAUUUACUAAUUCAGCGACAGGGUGACGAGAGUUUUGAAAGAGAUUAAAUUGAGUCAUUUUUAGAGUAGUCUGACUUUUAUUUAAACUAAUCUGUUUUUCUUUGUAAAUAUAGUGAGAAAUGCCUAAUGCCUAAGAAAUGCCAAUCCGGUCGUGAUACGCGGACGGUUUGCUCGUGUUUUGGUGUUUAGUAUCGUGUCAAAGUGCCCAUGAAUGAGGAACAACGCAAGCAUCCACCCAUAGACUGAGAAUCUAGGAGAGUUUCUGCGUUAACAGGUGGUUCUUCGCGCCUCUGAUGGUUGGUCAUGUUGACGGCGGAAACUCUCUACAGUUGUUCGACUUUCGUAACUGACGACAGCUGCGCAGGUUUAGAAAGCCAAGAGAGUUACUAGGUAAAAGCCUCUCUAUCUAAAUCUAUGAUCAGCUCGGUGUGUGUUUCGUCGUACCGCGGGCGCAAGUCAGGCAACAAACCUCCUUCCAAAUCAUGUCUGAAGGAAGAGAUGGCCAGAGGAGAAAACUCGGAAAAAAUCACCAUCAACGUCGGCGGCACGCGCCACGAAACCUACAGGAGCACCCUUAGGACCAUACCGGGCACGAGACUCGCCUGGCUCGCCGACACGAUCAACCAGGUGAACCCGGAUUCAGACACAGGACAGACGCCCAGCUCCAGCGAGUUCUUUUUUGACCGACACCCGGGCAUAUUCGGCUAUGUGCUGAACUACUACAGGACCGGCAAGCUGCACUGCCCGGCGGAUGUGUGCGGCCCUCUGUUCGAGGAGGAGUUGGCGUUUUGGGGCAUCGAUGAGACUGACGUGGAACCCUGUUGCUGGAUGACCUACCGCCAGCACAGGGACGCAGAGGAGGCGCUGGAGAUUUUCGAACCGCCAGAUCCGGAGGAUGCGGAGGAUGACCAGGACAUGCCCAGACGCUUCGGCAUUGAGGACAGCCCUGUCCGCUCCAGGGGAUGCUGCGAAGUUUGGCAACCAAAAAUAUGGGCACUCUUUGAAGAUCCAUAUUCUUCGCGUGCAGCCCGGAUAAUUGCCUUUGUCUCCUUAUUUUUCAUCCUGGUGUCUAUCACUAACUUCUGCCUGGAGACCCAUGAGGUCUUCAAUGAACUUCGUAAUGUCACAUCUACAAAUACUGAAAGCAACUCCACCACGACCCCCGUCAUCUCGAAGAUGGAGAUGGAGCCCAAACCAGUGCUGACGUUGGUGGAGGGAAUCUGCGUGGUGUGGUUUACCUUCGAGUUCCUGGUCCGCAUCAUAUGUUGCCCAAACAAGCUUCUCUUCAUCAAGAACCAGCUAAACAUCAUUGACUUUGUUGCCAUCCUGCCCUACUAUCUGGAGAUGAGUUUGACCGGCGUCAAAUCCGAAGCUGCCAAGGAUGUCCUGGGCUUUCUGCGCGUGGUCCGUUUUGUGCGCAUCCUACGGAUCUUUAAGCUCACUCGACACUUUGUGGGUCUCAGGGUUCUCGGCCACACCUUGCGGGCGAGUGUGAAUGAGUUUUGUCUGCUCAUCAUCUUUCUGGCGCUCGGGGUGCUCAUCUUCGCCACCAUGAUCUACUACGCCGAACGUAUUAGCGCAGAUCCCCAAGACCCUAGUGGCUGCAACCACACGCAUUUCAAGAACAUUCCCAUCGGCUUCUGGUGGGCGGUGAUCACAAUGACGACAGUAGGUUAUGGGGAUAUGUACCCUAAGACGUGGCUGGGCAUGAUGGUCGGUGCGUUAUGUGCAUUAGCAGGUGUGCUUACCAUCGCCAUGCCAGUGCCCAUUAUCGUUAACAAUUUUGGGAUGUACUACUCACUGGCUAUGGCCAAGCAGAAGUUGCCCAAGAAGAAGAAGAAGCACAACCCAAACCCACACAUGGUGGUGAGCUCUGCCUCGUUUGGGAAGUCUGAAAGCAACUCACCAAGGAACAGCACACAAAGUGACACAUGCCCCCUCGCCACUGAGGAGAACCCUGGAAGAAACCGCUCAGAUUCAAAGCAGAAUGGUGAUGCUACCGUAACUCUUUCUGAAGAGGAGAGCUGCAGUCUGACCCAGCCGCUCUCUCCGGGCGAGAGGUGGACACUUCGAUGCUCACGCAAUAGAGACAAGCCCAUGAAAGAGGCAACUUGCUUCCUGCUAAAUUCUGGAGACUUUUCUUGUGGAGCUGAACCUACCAUCCACACAGAGAGCUGUAAAGAUGCGCUCACAUCCCCUGCAAACUACACUCAAGCAGAAGUCACUACCCUGACCUGAAGGGGGGUUUGUCCUGAUGGGACGAGUGGGUCAUUCAUCUGGGAUGCUCACCAAUCUUUCAUCUUCUCAUCAAUCAUGCAUCGUAUUUCUCAGUCAAGAAUAUUGAACAUUUCUAGUCAAAUCAUCAUGUACCUCUGUCCAUUUUAAAUGCUGCCAGGCAUGUUUUUGCAUGAUAGAGACUUUUGGUCAAAAUGUAACUUUAAUAUACUUUUUUUUUAUUUGGGACACAUAAAGUCUUAAAGUAAUGACGUCGCUGAAGUACUCAUUAAAUCAAAUGGGAAAGGAUCAUUUUGAAUCCAUUUAAAUUCUAGUUUAAUACUAAAAGCUGACAAAAUAACUUUUUAAUAUUAUUUUUAGAGACUUUUUAUAAGGACAAGGCCUUUAAUAUGUCCUUCUAUAACUUACUAUUUAAUUGAGGAAAUAUGUUUAAAGUUUAAAUGUUUAAAUAUGUUUAUGUUUCUCAUCAAAUCUGCCUUUAUUUGAUGAAAAAUACAGUAAACAUAAAAUAAUGAGAUACUAUCCCUAGUAAAAAAGUAAUAUAUUUAAAAUACAUUUAUUUCAUACUAAGUAUAGUUCAAAUAUAUUAACAUUUACUGAUAUAAAAAAUUAUAAUUAAACUUUACCUGGAGUACUACUUGUGCACAAUGCACAUUUCUCAAUAUUAAGCCUAAAAUGUGUUUUAAUGUCACUAUUGAUGAGGAUUGUAUGAUAUUUGAAUAAUAUCGGUCUUUAAAUGCAAGAUAUUUAAAGUGUACCUGAAGUAUACUUGCAAUAGUUCCACUUUAGCACAUUCAGAUCUACUUCAGUAUAUCUUUAGUUGGACUUCAGCACUAUUUCCGCACAAUUAAAGUGCGUUAAGUUCAAAAUUAGUUGUUCCAAAUUAGCAGACUUUAAGUAUACCAGUUUAGUAUACCAACUGCAGGUUAUUUUUAUUAAGUAUAUUAAAAAUGUAAGUAUAUUUGUAGUAUACUUAGAAUUAAAUAAAUGUAUUUCAAAUACAUUUUAGUAUAUUUAUUUUUCACUAGGGAUGACAAUUAAAAAAACUGUUUUCUAUUUUAAUAUACAUCUAAUAUAUCUAACAUUAUACAGUAAUUACCUUUACUGACACUUUUGAUCGAUUAAAUGUGACCUUAAAGAGUCAAAGUAUAAAAAAGACUCCAAACUUAUGAAACAACAGUGCAUAUGAAGAUCUAUAAAGCAUUUCUCCCGGCAUGAUUCUCAGCUUGUCUUUAUUUGGACAAAAGCAGAAAGCAGCUUGUGUCUGUGCAGUAUCGUUCCAGAGAUCAGGCCAGCUAACACGACUAUAAGAAUGGCCCAUUUAUCACUGUACGUGUUAUCACUGUAAGAACUGCUGAACAAGGAUCUUCAAGAACAGUUUUCCAAAAGUAUUUUAAUUCAAAAUAUCAAAGGGAAAUACAUAAAGUUUCAGUUUUUCUUAUAGAGAAAAUAGAUUUUCAACAAAGUAACUGUAUUAAAGAGCACAGUGGCAGCUGCAUGCUUUCGCAACCAUCGUUUUCUGUAACCAAACUACAUGAAAUCCUGCAUUUCAAAUCAUCAGCCAUUAAUAUUCAUAACAUCGCUGGUUGAGAUGGAACCAAACUCAGAAAACUUUGUUCUGCAAUGUUAGUUCACUGUAAUCUAACCUUCUUUUGCAAGUACACGCUGUAUAACCUGUCCAAGUUGUGCCUACUGUCUUGUAAUACUACUAAUAAUUCUAAUAAUAAUAAUAAUACAAAAAAAGACAACAACAGUGAAAUUUUGUUGUUAAAAGAGGCUCAUAUCGUUGAGAUGUCAAUCAUGUUUGCACACACACAAAAUUUACGUGAGACUUUUUCCAGUUUGUUGUCUGCCAUAGUUGCCUUAUGUUUCAUAACAACAGAGUUGAAGUGCAACACCAUGCUUUUUAGAUCAGAAAAUGUAAAUAUCAGUACUGCUGUAUGUAGCAGAGUAUCACUAUCUAGCAAGAAGAUGCAUUCACUGUCUAGUUAUACAGAUUGUUUUCAUAAUGGUCCAGCAGUAUCUGCCUUUAGCCGGUAAACGUGAGUAUGUUUGUGUGUUUCAGGGAUGAUGUAACAUGCUAAUACUAAUAGAUGAUAUGGUAUACGCUAAGAAAAAGGUGCAAAAGCUGUCACUUGGCGGUACUUUUGAAAAAGGUAUACUUUUGUACCUUGUUUACCCCUAAAGAGUUCAUUUUAAUACCUUAAAAGUACAUAUUAGUACCUGAAGGGUACAUAGUAGCGCCUAAAUUGUACAUUUUAGUACCUUUUAAAAAGGUAUCACCCCAGUGACAACUUUUGUGCCUUUUCUUUCUGAGAGUGUACAGCAUUGUAACUUUUGGAUGAACAUGUACAAUGUUAUAUGUCUAAAGCAGCUCAUAUUUUGUAUUUUGUAGGCAUGUGUGUCUAUGCAUUUCUGCAGGAAUACAAAUAAAAUCUAAAUA
Onychostoma macrolepis is the source of this 4897-nucleotide messenger RNA. It is a transcript of the gene kcnc4, whose product is annotated as potassium voltage-gated channel, Shaw-related subfamily, member 4. The coding region runs from base 634 to 2457 and encodes 607 amino acids. Gene Ontology annotation, molecular function: delayed rectifier potassium channel activity; protein binding. Gene Ontology annotation, cellular component: axon; voltage-gated potassium channel complex; neuronal cell body membrane. Gene Ontology annotation, biological process: protein homooligomerization; potassium ion transmembrane transport. The transcript has 4 exons. The record is from RefSeq and is a predicted model, not a curated record. Lineage: Eukaryota; Metazoa; Chordata; Actinopteri; Cypriniformes; Cyprinidae.